Messenger RNA from Nerophis lumbriciformis (worm pipefish), 2943 nucleotides. The record is from RefSeq and is a predicted model, not a curated record. Lineage: Eukaryota; Metazoa; Chordata; Actinopteri; Syngnathiformes; Syngnathidae.
AUGCCUUUGGGGUUGUUCUGGAUGUGUUUGUGGUGCUUUCUUCGUCCUGGAGCCACCGGUCAAGGACAGUCGACUCCGGCUGUUUGUUCCCCCUCAUGUAGCUGUGAUGAAGAUGGAGGUGCGGACUGCUCAGGGAGAGGACUGACCACCGUCCCGGCUGGCCUCAGUGCUUUUACCUACUACCUAGAUCUGAGCAUGAAUAACAUCACUGAGCUUCCAGCAAAUGUUUUCAAGAACUUCCCUUAUCUGGAGGAACUGAGACUUGCAGGUAAUGAUUUAUCCUUCAUCCACCCUGAAGCCCUGUCUGGACUGCAUCAACUCAAAGUCCUGAUGCUCCAGAACAAUCAACUUAAGACUGUACCAAGCGCUGCUCUGAAGAACCUUCAUUUUCUCCAGUCUCUUCGACUAGAUGCAAACCACAUUACUACAGUUCCAGAUGACAGUUUUGAGGGUCUUCAGCAACUGCGACAUCUAUGGUUGGAUGACAACAACCUUACAGAGGUCCCAAUUGGUUCAUUACAGCACCAAGCAAAUCUACAAGCACUGACGUUGGCACUCAACCGCAUCUUGUACAUACCAGACAACGCCUUUGCAAACCUCACCAGCCUAGUUGUACUGCAUCUUCACAAUAACAGAAUUACAGAGAUUGGCAACAAAUGCUUCACCGGUCUUAUGAACCUGGAAACACUGGAUCUUAACUUUAACAACCUGAUUGUUUUUCCCAAAGCAAUUGAAGCCCUUCCCAAACUGAAAGAACUGGGGUUCCAUAGCAAUGAUAUUGCUUCUAUACCUGAAGGGGCUUUUCAUAACAACCCCCUGCUGCGAACCAUACAUUUCUAUGACAACCCUCUGUCAUUUGUGGGUGCAACGGCUUUCCAGAAUUUAUCUGACCUCCACUCUCUAAUGCUGCGUGGGGCAGGCAUGAUGCAUGACUUCCCUAUCCUCACAUGGACAAACAACAUUGAGAGCCUGACACUGUCGGGGACCAAGAUAUCAUCCGUCCCCACUGAUUUGUGUGAAGAUCUCAAGCUUCUAAGGACACUAGAUUUAUCCUACAAUGAGAUCAAGGAGUUACCAUUCCUUCAGGGCUGUGUCCAACUGCAGGAGAUAAGCUUUCAACACAACCAGAUUGAACGAAUAGGAAGGGAACAUUUUCAAGGUCUUACUGCUCUUCGUUUACUAGACCUGAGUAGGAAUAAAAUCCAAUUUAUCCACAGAGAUGCUUUUCUUACCCUUUCUGCUCUCACUAACCUAGAUCUGACUAUGAACUAUCUGACUGCGUUUCCAACGGCUGGGCUCGGUGUCCUUACUCAACUGAAACUCUCAGGGAACCCACAGAUGAAAAAUGUGCUGACUGUGAAGCAGUUACCCAAACUUAGAUAUGUCUCUGUUCCUUAUGCCUAUCAAUGUUGCGCAUUUGUUGGAUGUGACUCAGUGACAAGUUCUUGUGAGGAACGUGACGUCAAGAGAUCAGCAGGUGAAGAGGAUGUGGAACAAAAUCCAAUGAUUAUGCAUUGCUCUCCUUCACCAGGAGCCUUCAAGCCUUGUGAGAAUCUCUUAGGCAACUGGAUGAUUCGCCUGACGGUGUGGUUCAUCUGCUUGGUGUCGCUGGUUUUUAACAGUCUAGUGCUGGUUGCCACCUUCUCCCCCACACACUGCUUCUUAGCCCGCUCUCAUUGGCGAAUUGCAUCCAUCCCCUCAGCCAGAUUGUUGAUGGGCCUUCUCGCCUUGGCAAACCUGCUCACAGGCCUUUAUGUAGGGGUGCUGACCAUGCUGGACGUCGCCACAUGGGGGUCGUUUGCCGAGUUUGGCGUUUGGUGGGAAAUGGGGCCCGGCUGCCAGUUUACAGGGUCUCUUGCGGUCUUCUCCUCGGAGUGGGCAGUAUUGUUGCUCUUACUGGCAGCGGUAGAGCGAAGCGUGUCCGUACGGGACAUUCUCGGCAAAGCGAUGACAUCGCCCAGGAGGAGCGGCUUCAGCCGCAGAGGAUGCUGGAGACGAGAGCGACGCUUCGGCCUGGCCGCCGGCGUGGCGGCCUUGCUCGCUGGCGGCGCCGCCUGUCUACCUCUACUGACGUUCGGCGAACGGUCUGCCUCGCCUCUCUGCCUACCCUUCGCCGGGGCGGAGAGUCCAGCCCUAAGCGUCACCGUUGUUCUGGUGCUGCUUAACGCCCUGGCUUACCUGUUCACUGCGGCCGUAUACACUCAGCUGUACUGUCACCUGGGGAGGGUGGAACUGGUUGACCCAGAGCAGACGGGCGCUCUACGUCACGUAGCUUGGCUCAUCUUCACCAACUGCAUCUUCUUUUGUCCUGUGGCCGCUUUCUCAUUUGCCCCCCUCUUAACCGGAUCUACCGCCGGAGGCCCGGAGAUCGCCAAGUCCGUCACUCUGAUUUUCUUUCCGCUCUCAGCGUGCCUCAACCCGGUUCUCUAUGUUUUCUUCAGCCCGGCCUUCCGGCAGGACUGGCUGAGGUUACGCAGUUGUCGACGUCUGAGCAGGGGGAAGAAGCAAACUGGAGGCGACAGCCACGGAGACGUCGGCGGUGGCGACUCUGAGCUGACGGGUGGAGGCUCCUCCGCUCAGUUCAACUUUGACUGUGGAGUUUACUCUCAACUUUGUGGAGAAGUGGUUUUGUGCGAGGAGUGUGAGGCGUCGCUGCAUGCCAAGACCUGCUCUUCCCUCUCGUCCUCCGCUGUCUGCAGACACUUGGUGAAAUCUCACAGCUGUCCCACCCUCUUGACAGGAGGGGCAGCGUGCCAGCGCGCUGAGGGAUUCUGGCCGGAGAGCGGCACGCCGUCGGCUCAGUCCGAAUACGCCGACGAGGGGGACUCGUUCGUCUCUGACAGCUCGGACCAAGUUCAGGCGUGUGGCAGAGCCUGCUUCUGCCAGAGUAAAGGCCUUCCUCUAGUAAACUACUCGUACAGCAUACCUCGAGUCAAAGACUAA